Messenger RNA from Thlaspi arvense, 1582 nucleotides. NCBI's taxonomy places the organism in Eukaryota, Viridiplantae, Streptophyta, Magnoliopsida, Brassicales, Brassicaceae. The record is from the annotation of a GenBank genome assembly.
AUGUAUAAGAAGAGUUGGGGGAUAAAACAUGGGAUUCUGCAGGAAUCGCCGGAGGGAGAAGGCGCUAUGGUGACGAUUUUAUCAACUCCUCUCUCUCCGAGACUUACAUUUCUAUGUGAAAAACUGUCGUUAUCACUCUCUCAAGGGAUUUCGCAAUCUCGGAGUAAACGCUCGAUAUGUUGUUCAUUGAGUGAAGAACCAAAUUGCCAAAGCUUGAGCCGGAGAAAUCUUGUAUAUGUCCUGGUUUCUUCGCCGUGUUUGUUUACGGCAUCACCUUCAUCUGCGAAAGCUAAAUCUAAGAGCCCUUACGACGAGAGACGGUUACUAGAACAGAACAAGAGGAUACAGAGAGAGAACAAUGCUCCUGACGAAUUUCCAAACUUUGUUAGAGAAGGUUUUGAGGUUAAGGUAGUAGCUUCAGAUAAUUACAUAAAGGCUGAUUCAGGCCUCAUCUAUCGAGAUUUCGAUGUUGGUGAAGGUGAUUGCCCAAAAGAUGGCCAGCAGGUGACUUUUCACUAUAUUGGAUACAAUGAGUCCGGAAGGAGAAUAGACAGAUUCGAAAUGGGGAUUCGUGACAUGAAGCCUGGUGGACGAAGAAGGAUUAUCAUCCCUCCUGAAUUGGGACCUCCGGUGGGACCUUCGACCUUCUUCAGCUCGAAGCAAUUUGAAGUUUUCGAUGUGGAGUUGCUUAGUAUCCAGAACUGUCAGAGGAGGACAAUAGGAUUCUACUCAGAUGCAUUAUCUUAUGAGAUUCAUGGAGAGCCAUCAAAAAUGUCGUCGCUACGUAAUGCUGUUCCACGGCCUGCUCAUAAGGAGCGAUCUCAACCGCAAGCGAGGAAGAAGUUUGGCCUCCUCGAGAAGCAUAAGGAUUAUGUUAUCAGAGCUAAAGCUUACCACCAAAAGGAAAACAUUAAAAAGAAACUUAGGCAGAAGGCUGCAUUCAAGAAUCCAGAUGAGUUUUACUUUAACAUGAUCAAUAGUGAAACAGAUCGUGGAGUUCACAAACGAAAGGAAGAGGUAAAUAAAUACAAUGCAGAAGAGCUCCUGAUUAUGAAGACUCAAGACAUUGGAUAUGUGUUCCAAAAAUGGCAGAGUGAGAAAAACAAAAUCGACAAGCUUACUGCAUCACUGCAAUGCACUGAGGCUCUGCCGAGCCGUAGACAUGUGUACUAUGCAGAAGACAGGGCAAACGAUUUGGAGAAGCUAUACAUGGAUAUGUCAAUGCAGAAGGAGUUACAGAAAAAGGGUCGCAAACGUAAGCUACGUGAAGACGAGAUACUCAACCCAAAUGGUAAACCGGUAUACAAAUGGAAGGCAGAUCGAAAACGCUGAAAAAAAAGCUUUCAUCGUUGUGUAGCUUCACAUCACAUCAUCUUUCUGAUCUCUAUACUUUAUAUAUCAGAGUUUUGUUGUAGAAAACUAUAGUUCUCUCUCUCUCUCUCUAGACUUUGCAGAACUUGGUACUGUAUGAAAAUUAUGGAUGGGACAUUUUUGUUUAGUUAAAAGUUAAAAACUCUCUGUUGCAUAGUUGGAAAAUACUUUAAAUUUCUACAUCCAAGAUAAAGUCCGAGUUGCAAAAGAA